Molecule: messenger RNA, 749 nt
Organism: Cydia splendana
Lineage: Eukaryota; Metazoa; Arthropoda; Insecta; Lepidoptera; Tortricidae
Gene: Srp14
Product: signal recognition particle 14 kDa protein
Exons: 3
Coding region: 158-481 (107 amino acids)
Biological process (GO): SRP-dependent cotranslational protein targeting to membrane
Cellular component (GO): signal recognition particle, endoplasmic reticulum targeting
Molecular function (GO): 7S RNA binding; endoplasmic reticulum signal sequence receptor activity
Source: RefSeq, a predicted model, not a curated record
CGUGUAACAUGUCAUUUGCCUGCUGUAGAAGUGCGGUGCAGUCUGACUUUCAUUAAAUUUUCGUUCAAAAUGUGUAAUUUGUGUCUGGUCUGAUCACAAAUUCCUGAAUAAAACGAUUGGUAGUCAUUAUUAUAAACGACUGUAACAAUUAAUAAACAUGGUGUUGCUUGGUAAUGACGAGUUCCUCGUCGAACUUACUAAGCUAUUCCAAAAGGCACGUGCUUCAGGAUCCAUAACCAUGACGAUGAAAAGAUAUGAUGGACGAACUAAACCUGAGCCGCGGGACGGAACACCCGUAGUUAAAAACCCGGAGUACAAAUGUUUAAUUAGGGCACAAUCUAGCAGCAAGAAAAUAUCUACAGUCAUUGAACAAAGAGAAGUGGAAAAAUUCAGUACAGCAUAUACAAACCUACUGAGGACGAGCGUUAACGGACUGAAACGCUUGAAAAAACCCAAGAAGAAGGCAGUGGUAACUCAGUAAUGGCAUCUAAUGCCACGGCAAUGUGUCAAGAGACUGAAAAUAUAGUGCGCAAUGUGUUCUAUGAAGUAAACAGUUGUGAGUGUUUCACCAUGGUGUCCUAAGUGUGUUGGAGGUCCAUUGAACUGUGCUCUUCUCUCGGCAGAGAUGGAAGAGUUGGUCCAUGCGCUAGUGACGCAGGCUCUGUUCCUCCUUGACCAUCGUCCAAUGUCAACUUAUUUAUACAUCUAAGUCUACAUUUUCAAAUAAAUAUUAAAAAUCUUUAAUAUUA